Molecule: messenger RNA, 1233 nt
Organism: Colletotrichum acutatum
Lineage: Eukaryota; Fungi; Ascomycota; Sordariomycetes; Glomerellales; Glomerellaceae
Exons: 2
Coding region: 1-1233 (410 amino acids)
Biological process (GO): nuclear-transcribed mRNA catabolic process, nonsense-mediated decay
Cellular component (GO): telomerase holoenzyme complex
Molecular function (GO): telomerase RNA binding; protein binding; telomeric repeat DNA binding
Source: RefSeq, a predicted model, not a curated record
AUGGCUCUGUUAUAUGAGACUGUGCCAACUUUCGAAGAUACUUGGAUUGAGUGCCUCGGCGACUUGGGCCGCUAUCGCAUGGCUAUUGAGGAUGAUGAUCUCAAGGAUAGAGAGGUCUGGACUUCAGUCUCUCGCCAUUGGUACUCAAAGGCUAGUGAUAAAGCCCCUCAAACGGGUCGCCUUUAUCAUCACCUCGCAAUUUUGGCUCGUCCCAAUGCUCUGCAGCAGCUUUUCUAUUACACCAAGUCUCUCUGCGUGCCAGUUCCUUUCCUGUCUGCUCGCGAGUCCAUUAUGACUCUGUUCGACCCGCAUCUCAAUGGCACACAGACGAAGCUGCAGGAGAUUGACGCAGCCUUUGUGCGCGCUCACGCAAUCCUCUUUUCGGGCAAGAACACAGAUCAACUUUCAUCGUCUAUCAACGAGUUUAUCGACAGCUUGGACAACCACAUCGCACGUCACACUCGUCGCUGGCUGGAUAGCGCGUAUUACAUUUCCAUCGCGCUAGGGUGCUCACUUCUCGAAUAUGGUAGCGAGAGCAAUCCCAUUAUGAGAGCCAUCAAAUCUGGCCGUGCCGACGACGCAGACAUUCCAAUGGAUGAGGCUGAGACUGUCGCCGCUCCAACACAGAAGUUCCUGGACGCCUUGGAUUUUGCAGCUCGCACUCAUAACGUUGUGCUGAGACGGUUCGGCGACGAGAACAUCCGACCCUACCUGCACGUCACUCUCUCACUCCUCCUCCACUUCUCCCAGUUCCCUGCAGCCAUGGGUCUGGUGGAAGAGAAGAUGCCUUGGAAGAUUAUGGCUUUGCUCCUCAACACUAUCAUGCCCACAGACAUGCCUACUGAAAUCAUCAAGAUCAUGGAGUCGGAAGACUUCCCCCGACCAGACAAGGGUGAACCUCGUCCUCUGCCGGACGACUUCGCGCAGCGGGGCCUCCUUUGGGUUGAUAAGUACUAUCCUAAUGAUUGGUUCACAGCCACAAAGGUGGAUGACGAUGAAAAGUAUUUCGAGGUUGCGUCAAUGAUGGAAGAGCGCUCGCAGCGCUGUCUUUGGCUAGGUUGCCGACUAGCAACAUCGGGCAAGUGGUUGACUUACGACGAGCAAACGAAGCAAUUCGGCGUUGCGCCGCAAUUUGAUGUAGAAAUCCCUGAUCUGAGCACCGAUGUCACACCUACGAGAGUAUUCGACGGUGCCGAUGUGAUCAUUCCAGAUGCCCCUGACGCAAGUCAAUGA